AUGGCAUACCUGCUACUCGUUCUAUGUACCCUGAUUGGCUGGUCCCAAGCAUUUCUGCCCUCCCCAUCACUGGAAGUGGAGGGCUUGACUCAUGCUGAUAUCACAGAGGAGGCGCUGCUUGCAGUAGCAAUGGAUGCUUGUAGAGAAGAAGCACAGAACGAGGGACGGACCUUCAAUCCACCAGCCCUCCUGAACCCGGAGAGCCUGCUGCGUGCAUGUUUAGGUGUGUCAGAGGAGGCAGAUCUUUCUGGGUCAAAGUUCCGGGAGCUGCUGAAUGAGAUCAUUUCUGAGAACAUUUUCAUUGACAGAGACCAGCCCUUCAGCUCCGCCCACCACUUCAAUGAUGAAGUAAUUGAAAGAGGGCGGGACAUCAUUACUCAGGGUGUUUCCAUCGUCAGAGCCAGCCUGAGGCAGGACAACUUGCAGGCAGCUAGAAGGGCACUUGGGGCGGUCACCCACACUCUCCAGGAUUUCUACAGUCACAGUAACUGGUUUGAGCUGGGAAAUCUGGACCCUUACCCAAACUUACUGCGCCCUGACCUUCCACUCCAGAAUCUUGCAGACGCAAACACCCCAACCUGUAAUGACUGUCAGGAGAAGGUGUGUCCUAAUGUUAUUCUACCCGAGAUACUCAGUACAAACACACUGACCUCAGGAUACCUGAGCUUCACACCACAAGGUAAAUGUAACCAUGGUGACAGCAUCAUGGGUGGGAUCAAUAAGGACUUUGGUGGUGGUGGUCUGACCUCGGAUGGGACUGACCCUCACCUGGCUGCUUUUGCUGUUGCAGCUGAAGCCACGAAAGACCUACUGCAGAACAUUCGUAUCGCAUUUGGAAACACGGUGUUCUUACGUAUGUUGGGUAUUACUCGUUCUACAGUGUUGUGUUUUGUCAUUGAUACCACUGCUAGUAUGACUGAUGACGUUGCAGAAGUGCGAAGACUUACCACUAAAAUCAUUGACGAGACCAGAGGAACUCCAAAUGAGCCUUCCCUGUACAUCUUGGUUGAAUUCAAUGACCCUGAAGUGGGACCAGUGACCAGUACCACAGAUCCAGAGGAAAUGAAACGGGUUGUUAAUGCCCUUACAGUUUCUGGAGGUGGGGACAUUCCGGAGUUAAGCCUAUCUGGAAUACGGCUGGCACUCACAACAGCCCCUCCCUCAUCAGACAUCUUUGUGUUCACUGAUGCCCCUCCUAAAGACACAGAACUACUAGACACUGUGAUCUCCCUGGUGGAAAGCACCAGGUCUAAGGUAACAUCCCUCUUGACUAAUGCUCUAAACAGAAGAAGGACGAGGAGGAGUGCACUGACGAACCCGACCAACUCUGUUUACCAGCAGCUGGCUCAACUCUCAGGUGGACAGGUCAUCGAGGUCACCAAAAACACACUUCCACUGGCCACUGCAGUUAUUGAAGACUCCAUUACAUCUUCAAUGGUGACUGUGCUCCAGGUCGAAUCCACACGGCCUGAUACUUUCUCCUUCUUGUUGGAUCCAAGGCUUCAGAAUGUGACCUUAUACAUCACAGGGCUGUCAAUCAACUUCACACUGCAGAACCCUGCAGGUGUGGCUCAGAAUGAUACAGCUGGAUCAGGCCCUCUGGCUUCAGUGUUUCCAGUGGGGAAUCUAUAUAGGGUGUCUCUGAAUGAAGGGAACCUAACAGGCAGAUGGCAGAUCACUAUCAGAUCUCCUCAGGCUUACUCUCUCAGAGUCACAGGACGCAGUGCUCUGAAUUUUAUGUCCCAGUUUGUUGAGGUGUUUGAUGGACCACAUCCUGGAUUUGCUCCGAUAGCAGCCAGGCCCCCUGCAGGUCAGAAUGCAACUCUCCUGAUAACAGUAACAGGUGUUGAUAUGCUGUUUGGAGUGGAAGUCGGCCUGGUCAGCGCAGACGGAGAGCUUCUGAGGAACACUAGUGUAACGAGACUGAGAGAGGGGACAUAUCUUGCCAGAGUGCUUCACCUCCCAGACGUCCCCUUCACUCUUCUGCUGAUGGGGCAGGAGGCAGACGGACGGCCCUUCCAAAGGCAGUCAAGCACUCAGAUCCAGGCAUCGCAGAUCACAGUGCAGGUCCAGAGGACGGUCGUCUUGGCACCAGGUGAGUCCAUAACUGUCCCCUUCACUGUGGAAACCCGCGGGAUCGAGGGUGCCAUCAAUAUAAGUGCCCGGGAUGAUCAAGGAUUUGUGACUGCAGUCAAUAACAGAUUAAAUGUAGGCGCAGCAGGUAACGCUACUGGCUUAGUGAGUCUGUCAGUUCCCACUGGAACCCCAUCAGGCACCACCUCAGUCGUGACCAUAGAUGCUGAGUCAUCUGCAACUCGUCAGUCAAACUUCGCCCUCCUCCGUGUGUCUGUCAUCCAAAGGGACAUUGAUGUCACUCCACCUGUGUGUCGUGUGCUGAAUGAAAGUUUGGACUGUCCUGUCCCGUGUGGGAAUGCUACGUGGGAGGUGACGUUACUCAUGUCGGAUGGUAACGGCACUGGACUCCGGGAUCCUCAUAUAUCCAUCACCAUCCCGGACACACCCAUCAAUGAGACGUCCACUGCGAUCAUCGAUCAGGUUAAGGAUGAAAAUGGCUAUAACGCAACUUUGCUGACCUACAGAGCGUCCUGCUGUGUGACCAAUGUGGAGAUUUCUGCUGUGGACAAUGAGGGCAAUGUGGGCCGGUGCGACUUCAGCAUCAGACGGCCCAGCACCACGGGGCCUCCUCAGACCACCAUCAGCUCAACCACAAGUCACCCAACCACGAGCAGACCAUCCUCCAACAUCAGCCCCACAGCUCCCUCCAACGGCCCUAGACUAACUGUAUCACUCUGGACCACUUUACUACUGCUGGCCCUCACAGCUCUAAUGCUCUAG
Molecule: messenger RNA, 2856 nt
Organism: Colossoma macropomum (tambaqui)
Lineage: Eukaryota; Metazoa; Chordata; Actinopteri; Characiformes; Serrasalmidae
Product: von Willebrand factor A domain-containing protein 7-like
Exons: 16
Coding region: 1-2856 (951 amino acids)
Source: RefSeq, a predicted model, not a curated record